CAAUUGCAACGGUCCUUCUCUCGGGAUCAUGACGGUCCUGUCACGCGGCAAGUGCCGGGAUCAAGGGUCCAGCACAGCCGCACAGACGUUUCCCGUCCCUGCGACCGUCUUGACGGUCUGUUUGGUUCCCUCCCCUACUGCCCCCGUGGGAGACGCGUCCCGUCCGUCUUCCUUCUCUUCCGAUCGCGAUGCCGCUCGCUCCCUCGCUUUCAGACUCUUGGUGUCUGUCUGUCAGGCGGGUUUUUCAGGCGGGGAUACCAACUACGCCACCGCCCAUCAUGGCUCUCGUCUUGCGACUGGUCUGACAUUGUUAGGGUCCUUUUUCGCUAUUGCAGUAAUCGCCGCCACUGUUUAUAUCGCGAUCGCCAGGAGGCAGGCACGGUUCUCUCAACAGCAGCGCCGUGCAUCUACCAGCUCAUUUGGACGGAUUAUGGACUUGUUUCCCCUACCCCCGCCUCUGCCUUUGCUACCAACAGCAUCCUCUCCGUCGGAUCCAAGUCCAGAGCCACCGCUGGCAACAAAAUACGCCUUUCCUCGCUUGAAUGGCAAACUUGACAAGAAUGGUGAUUUUGAGACUGAGGAAAUCGACUUGUCUCUGGCUAAUAAAACGGAUUGGUUUGUGGAUCUCUGCCAGCGUUACAGUCUCCCCUCCUACGGUACCAAAGCAGUGCGACGGGACCGUCUUAUGAAGUUCAGCCAGUCCGGAAUGGCAAAGUGGAAGUCGAGUCUUUUUACUCCUGCGCGUAUCCCUCACAAGGGCGUAAGGAACGGUGGUGUCACCAAGAGAAAACCAACAAGGCGGGAGCAUCGUAUCCUUCAGGCAAGCUCACUCACAAGUGCAACUCCACCGGUGAUCUUUGCUACGGAAAGAUCAAAGGACACUCGUAGUCAGACCGUGGUGGACAGAAUCCUACCAUGGGCUCAUAGUCUCUUGGCCAAGAUGGCACAAACUCCUCCUACAAACCCCCGCCACACUCAUCUGCCAGAACGAAAGACCAGCGGUACGUACAUUGGCAUGCAACAGAUAGUUCAGGAUCCCUUCGAGAACCCGGUUUUUGCGCAACGGGUCGCUUCGAUUGUUGAUGAGCACUUGGCCGUUUAUCGGGGUCCCGUCGAUGCUGCCACCGAGACCUUGCCCAUUUCUUCAGUUGAAUCGCCUCGUCCAUCCAUGGAUCUUGACACUGCCUGCCUUGGCCUGACUACAGCUUCCAACGACAGCUUCUCUACUUAUGUGGACCGCUCGGAUUCACCAACCUUACCAUCUCUUGAGCCUCCUAUGGUUGUGACGGCUUUAGGACCUGAGAUACCUGAGAGGGCACCUGUACCUUCCGACAAUGAUUCCGGCAGCAAGAUACAGUGUGUACUGAUCUUCGCCGAUGGCUCAAAAAUGCUAGUCCAUCAACGCGAUGUUCCACCGACAAAGCCGUUUCGCUAUGCCACCAAUAUUCAAAGUCUCAUUCAGAGCUGGGACGACAGUUGUCCUGAGUGGGCGCCGCCUCCUGAUCACCCAAUCAUUAUCCAUGGACGUUCCGUUCCUAUCAAGUACUGGAAUAUGCUGUAUAAAUAUAACAAGACUGUUCAUGGCGAGUGGAAGACAUUGAAGAACGACUGGAUGAACUGGAAGUUCUUCAUGGAGGCCUAUCGAGCCAGCGGCACACCUGAAGCAUUUUGGGCAACAUAUUCCGACUCUCAGGGACAACGUCUGAAAUACUCUCGCAUCUUGCAGCUCCUUCUAAAAAAACGUAAAGCGAGCAACGUUGCAGAGGAGGCAAAGCGGACUUUUGACAAGGGAGUUCAUCAAUCGAUUUGGGUAUAUGAAGAAGGGGAUGUGGGUCCCUAUGACAAGAGAUUUGAAUAUCGCCCAGGUAUCUAAAGCAAAGAUAGGAAUGAAUGGAGAUGCAGAAGAUGAUUAGUUUACAUUCUUUUGUCAUAUUUUUGAAAUUAUGUCCUUUCUUAUAUUUCUUUGCACAAAUUUUAUUGAAGCUAUACGU
This is a messenger RNA of Desarmillaria tabescens, 1991 nucleotides long. RefSeq lists its product as uncharacterized. The record is from RefSeq and is a predicted model, not a curated record. The transcript is spliced from 7 exons. NCBI's taxonomy places the organism in Eukaryota, Fungi, Basidiomycota, Agaricomycetes, Agaricales, Physalacriaceae. The coding region runs from base 29 to 1873 and encodes 614 amino acids.